Mucor mucedo is the source of this 777-nucleotide messenger RNA. RefSeq lists its product as uncharacterized. The record is from RefSeq and is a predicted model, not a curated record. Lineage: Eukaryota; Fungi; Mucoromycota; Mucoromycetes; Mucorales; Mucoraceae. Bases 1 to 777 code for a protein of 258 amino acids. The transcript has a single exon.
AUGGAUAACCCUCAAAAACAGUUUUUCUGUAUAUUGAAGGAAAUCAAGCUGUUUAACAAAUAUUGGGAGGCUUUACAUUAUAUACACAAAGAAUAUGUUUUAGAGCUAAUUCAAAAUGACGAUAAGCUACAUAUGAAUUCAUAUAGAUAUAUAAGCAAGGUCUCGAAAGUAUGCCGAGAAAGUGAUGAAGCACUUGAUAUUAUAAUGGAAAUUUUUGAAAUCUUGAAAGAAAGCAAGAAAAUUAAUCAAGCGCUUAUGGAUAGCACAUACAGUGCUACGGAUAAACUCAUUGGAAAAUUUGAAAAGAUGGAGGUAGAAUGUAACAUUUUGAUUGCCAGUAUUCGUGGUUGCAAGAACCAUAUCAGGCAGGAAAAGCUAGCAAAGGCCCGCAUUGACAAUAUCAAGAUAGCUGAAGGUUCACAAAACCAUACUAAGACUCGCUUAGCUCGCAUGUUACCAAAAAAAGAUGUGAUCCUGACAGAUAUAUUGUGGACCGUGAUUUCUCUCAAAAGACACUUUAGAACAUUUAAUGACAUCAUGGAAAACACUGCUGGUGAAUUACGUAUAUAUGUUGAUAAUGUCUACAAAAUUAACCUUAGGGCAGAAAUGGUCUCUGUGAAAAAAAGUGCCCUUGAUUUUAGUGAUUAUUAUAUCGAAACUCAAGCAGAUAUAUUGAUUAGCAGUAUGAAACCUUUAAAACGAUAUUUCAUUCGCAUUCAAGCUCAGAUUUCCCAGCAUAAAGCGACCAUUGGAGCCACUUUGGCUUCGAAGAAAUGA